CAUUAUCUGAUUUGAUUCCCAACACUCUGGAACUCCCAGGGGAGGACAGAUCUGCUAGGCUUUAAUGUACGAGGCCCUUGCCUCCCUUUCACCAUCAUUUUCUCCUUCUUCUUCGAUGUCGGAGGGUAUAUUACCAUGUAUUGAGCUCAUUACAGCCGUCCUCUGAACAAGCUAUACAUAGACCUUCACUUGCGGAGUUCUCCCUUCUGGUCAUAAUCAACAUCUCUGGGCUUCUCAUAGGUCUCUCAAGAUGCUUGACGGCAUUUUUUUGCUGCUCAGCUUGAGCAUUGUCAUGGCAAUUGCUUCAUUCCUGGCCGGUUCAUUACCUCUUUCCUUUGCAUUGAAACCCUCGCAACUUCGUCUCAUCUCCACCAUUGGCAUGGGUGUCUUGGUUGGCACGUCAUUGAUAGUGAUUAUCCCCGAAGGCGUUGAAACACUCUACAGUGCCAGUUCUCCAACUCAUGCUCAUGCGCACUCUUUGACUCGAAGAUUUGCUCCUCAUAAUCCAGUAGAAUGGCGAUGGAUGGGAAACAAAGGCCAUUCAGUGGAUGUAGAAUCGCCGCUUUGGACUUCCCCUUCGCAAACCCAUCCAAUUACGGGAAAGCGGGACGAUGUGUCGGUGGCAGCGCCGGAAGACUUCAAAGCACCACCUGGACCGGUCAUACCGGAAGACUUCAACGGCAGUCCGGGCCCAGUCACACCAGGUGAUAAAGAAAGCCUGGAUUCUAGUCAGGACUAUGGACAUGCUUCGAUAGCAGAGCUACCACCUGAUUCGGCUGCGCCCGAUGUUCCUUCUGGGACUGCGCCAGACUCUGUUCCGCAUGAGCAGCACGGCGAAGAGGAACACAACGAAUCCAUGCCCGAGCCACAUGUGUGGGUUGGCGUGGCUCUCAUCCUUGGAUUCAUUCUCAUGUAUCUCAUCGAUCAAUUGCCGCAGCAUGCAGUUGGCCAUUCUCAUUCUCAACAACGACCAUAUCACAUUUCUUUAGAUAACUUGUCUCAAAGAUUUCACCGGUCCGCUUCUCCGAGCGGCGGCGAGGAACAAGAAGGGUUCAUUCAGUCUAACAGCACUAUGGCAGAAACUCGAAGCUUAUCGACUACCAUUGGCUUGGUCAUUCAUGCUGCGGCAGAUGGCAUUGCCCUCGGAGCUUCUACCUCAAUUAGCAGCACCAAACUAGGCCUCAUUAUAUUUGUGGCUAUUAUGGUCCACAAGGCGCCGGCAGCAUUUGGUCUUACUUCGGUUCUUCUUCGCGAGGGCUGGAGCAAGAGGGAAGCGCGCACACAUCUUAUCAUAUUUUCUCUCGCGGCGCCCCUUGGAGCUUUGGGGACCUGGUCGCUUGUUCAAUUGCUAGGACGAGGUAUCAUGGGCGGUGAUCAGGGUACACAAUGGUGGACUGGCGUCCUUCUUCUCUUCUCCGCGGGCACCUUCUUGUACGUUGCGAUGCACACCAUGCAAGAGGUACAGUCUGCCAACCCGACUGAGGCUUCAAAUGGUUUCGGCGAUGGACAUGCUCCGGAGUCUCGUCCUGGCCGGGGGCCGGCCAUGCGAGAUCUUUUUGCAACGAUUGCAGGCAUGCUAUUGCCUCUAGUGACGCAACUCUUUGGCCAUGGUCAUUGAAGUCUGCAAUGUUUUAUGACUUGGCUUCUUUUUUUGGUGUCUUUUUUGAUGUCACUGACAAAAGGCGUAUGAACCUGAUUAGGUCGUGCUUGGAGGCGUUUGGGAUUACUGGAGCAUAUCCAACAGAAAGUCGGGCUCAUCUCUUCCCAUAUCUUAAUCCUUUCAAGCAUCUGGUAGAGGACAUUUAUGGGUCAUUUAAACUAUUUAUUUUCGAUUAUAAUCAUUUAUAUUAAAAACGACCC
Molecule: messenger RNA, 1860 nt
Organism: Xylona heveae TC161
Lineage: Eukaryota; Fungi; Ascomycota; Xylonomycetes; Xylonales; Xylonaceae
Product: Zinc/iron permease
Exons: 3
Coding region: 251-1618 (455 amino acids)
Biological process (GO): zinc ion transport; transmembrane transport
Cellular component (GO): membrane
Molecular function (GO): metal ion transmembrane transporter activity
Source: RefSeq, a predicted model, not a curated record